Acaulospora morrowiae is the source of this 660-nucleotide messenger RNA. The record is from the annotation of a GenBank genome assembly. Lineage: Eukaryota; Fungi; Glomeromycota; Glomeromycetes; Diversisporales; Acaulosporaceae.
AUGUCUCCGUUGAUAACAAUCGCUCGGGCGCAAUCACCUCGGUGGUCACCAUGCUUGCCUCUAAAAGGUUCCAAAUACUGUGGUGCAUUUUCAAAUUAUUCAAUAUCUGCGGCGGUGGUUACGGAUUAUAACACAGGUGGAAGAUUUGAUUGGGUUGCCCGGACAGAUAACAUCUCAAAUUUUGAUGAUUUAUUGAUGCAAUAUGUGAAAAACGAUUACAUCAAUUGGGAAGUUAUGAACUGCUCAAAUUUUAAUUCUUCCAGCAUAUAUGCUAGAUACACCAUUACAAUGGUAUGUGCGGAGUUGGUGGAAUAUGCAAUGUCAUUGCAGUGUAAUCAAAACAUUAGUUAUGAUCAAUCUCAGACUGACGGUAUAACCAUCCCGAUACCUACACCCACGAUUUUGCCAAACGCUCCUACCUCCCUUCCCCUCCGAAGAUUGUGCAAUAGUACUUGUCAAGAUCACAUCCUGUCGUUGCAGAACCUCGUCAACCGUACUCAAACGUGUAAUAACACAUCAAUAAUUUCCCUGACGGAUUCGGUGAGGAAUUGGUGCGAACAGGGUGAUAAUAUAUCUAACGAUACAACGUGUAUAUCUGGAGAUAUGAACGAAGAAAAUUGCGAGUUGGUGGAUCGCGUGGGAACAUGGGCAAAGUUUUGA